AUGUCUGGUGGAACACCAAUUGGGGGUGCAUUCAUGAGACAGAGGCAUAGCCAAGGAUAUACCUCGGGUAGUGAUGACCACGAGGACGAUGCGUGUUCAAGAGCAAGUCCUCAGUCACCGUCGUCAUUGCAGCAGAAGACACGACGGAGAUGGGUUGAGAUUAUGGAGAAUGUUCUUUGGAUUGCUUCUGCAGUUUUUAUCAUAUACUAUGGUGAUAGGCAUUCCAAUUUUAUUGUCAUCUUGUGGCACGAUGAUCGGAUUAGAAGAGAUGGUGUUGAAGCAGAAGUUGUUACAAGGGUUAGGUCAUCUGAUGAAACAAUGAUACAGAAAAGAGUUGACAAACAAAAUGAAGAGUGUGACGAACCUGAUGUGGAUUACGAUAUGGAUCUUGAUGUAGACUAG
Camellia sinensis is the source of this 402-nucleotide messenger RNA. The record is from RefSeq and is a predicted model, not a curated record. Lineage: Eukaryota; Viridiplantae; Streptophyta; Magnoliopsida; Ericales; Theaceae.